Molecule: messenger RNA, 1691 nt
Organism: Macroventuria anomochaeta
Lineage: Eukaryota; Fungi; Ascomycota; Dothideomycetes; Pleosporales; Didymellaceae
Exons: 2
Coding region: 239-1648 (469 amino acids)
Source: RefSeq, a predicted model, not a curated record
UGGUUAGAAUUGAGGUCCGUGAGUUGGAUGUGAUGGGGGAGUCGCAAAUCCACUGCGGGGGAGCUUCUAUCACCGCCCUCGCUACCGGCCAAUUAGAAGGCAGUGACCGGUUGAUAGAUGAUGCAGUUGAACACAUCUCUCAUACAAGGCUUCACAACCCCGAUUCUUAGCAUCGCUACACAUUGCUCUAUCUUUUGUAUCGUGCUGUUAGUCGCAUUAGUCAUUCUAUCUGUUGAGUAUGCUUAAAUCUCGAUGGGCGCCCCAGGGUGAGGAGGAAGUGCCGAAGCCUACAACUGAAGCGUGCGCGCAACAAGAGGCAGCACCAGCACCACCGCCCAUCAAUGCCUCCUACGACAGCUACAGCGGCCCCUCCAUAGACCCCUUCGCCCAAACCGCCGGCACCGACGACCUCUUCUUCGACGAUGACAUAACGCCCAUCUCUCAGCCCGUCGUAGAGCAGAGCAGCACUCUUGGGGCAGAAGCACCCGAAUUUGUCCCUGCGCCAGAGGAACCCGCUCCACCAAGCGCGCCGCAAGCACACCUCGCGCCCAAAGCGCCGCGAGAGCCACGAAACGCCGACCGUGGAGGUCGCGGGAGAGGAAGAGGCCGCGGUGAAGGACGCGGGCGCGGAAGAGGAGGGCGUGGUCGCGGUGGACCGGUCGGCGAUAUCAGGCUUGAAGAACAGGCAGCGAAGGAGGCUGAAGCCGCAAAAGAUUCACCAGCACCAGCAGAACCUACAACCAAUUCCAACGAACCCCCGUCUGAUGCACCCACCGGCCCUUCAAAACCCUCCACCGCCUCUGUCCACGGCGACCGCACCCUCACCGGCGGCUCAAAGCGCACGCGCCUCACCGAAGCCGAGCUGAGCGCCAAACUCGCUUCAAUGCGCAGCAAGAAUGAAGCCCUAGCAAGUGCACACGCGCGCGCGGAGGCAGAUGCAGCCGCUGCCGAAGCGCGCGAGGCCGUGCUCAAGCAGCAGGAAACUGAGCGCAAGAAGCUGGCAGCCGAAAAGCAGAAAGCGGAGCGCAAGGACCGGCAGCAGAUGAUGGGCGAAAGAGAGCGGAAUAGGCAGAGGAAGUUGAAUGCGCAGGGAGGCAGGGAGUGGGAUUUGGAGAAGGAGGAUGGGUUUGAUGGGACGGGUGAGGAGCGGAGACGGGGUGCGACAAGGGGUGCAUAUGGCGGUGUGUCAGCGCCGAGGGGUGCUCCUGAGGGGAGGGAGUUGUUCGACGAUGGCGGUGAUUCGGGAUCGUACCGUGGCCGAGGCAGAGGGAGAGGUGGAAGGGGAGGACGAGGAGGACGGGGUGACUUUCACGAAUCCCGCGGCCACGAGGGUCGAAGCCAUGAAGGAAGAGGAGGCAAGCAAACCCAACGCCCACCGACAGCAACCGACUUUCCCGAGCUGCCCUCUUCCAAGCCAGCAGAACAGAACGAAUCUGCGCCCAAGAUCAAAGAGUUCUCCAUCAAGGGCAAAGGCGAGAACAAGAACGAAGACAUCAGGAAGAGCGAACCCGAGCUCAAGAAGGAACUUGAGCCUGCGGAACCAAAGGUCAAGACUGAGGAGGCACCGCAGAGACCGGGUGUCAAGAAAAUCGAGUCGUUUGGUCUGGAGCCGAUGAAGAAGGGUCAGAGUUGGGCGGACGACGAGUAGGAUCCGUCGGGGCUGGUAGCCUUGUGAUCAUGCAUUCAUCAUC